Molecule: messenger RNA, 570 nt
Organism: Fonsecaea nubica
Lineage: Eukaryota; Fungi; Ascomycota; Eurotiomycetes; Chaetothyriales; Herpotrichiellaceae
Exons: 1
Coding region: 1-570 (189 amino acids)
Source: RefSeq, a predicted model, not a curated record
AUGGAUGAAUGCACUGCUCAUUUCGACGACCUGGACCUUGAGACAGCUGAUCUCAUUCUUAAGCUGCAGCUUCAAGAUGUCGAAGAACUUCGUGCUAAUUCCAAAGACAAGAAUCGGGAUGGCGAGCUCAACGAUGCUCAAGUAGCACUCUCCUUGUUUGAAGAGAAUAUCGAAAGCAUGCGCUCAAUUUUGUUCGAUCGACAGAUGACACAAAGCAUCACAGCUGCUGUGCGAGCAGACGCAGAGGCUAUUGCCGACGUUAUUCGCGAGGAAGAAGUCGCUUGCGAAGACCACGCUCAUGCGCAUCGUCUGAAUGGAAGUUGCGUCACAUCCGAAGUCCACUUGCAGUCCGGUGAUCUCAGCAAGAAGAUUCCUGCAAGACUUGCGGGACGUUACGUGUCCCAAGAUGUCGGCUAUGAGCUGCUCAAAGAUAUCGAACCCGACAAAUGGCGUGAACCAGAUGACCAUGGUCAGGCCGAAAGCUCCAUAAGAGGAUCUGCUCGCGAGCACGCACUCCGUGACCCCUCCAAUCUUGUGCGUGAUCUGCCUAGAGGUCAAGAAGUACUUUGA